This is a messenger RNA of Diabrotica virgifera virgifera (western corn rootworm), 1750 nucleotides long. Its product is annotated as leucine-rich repeat-containing protein 58. Gene Ontology annotation, molecular function: protein binding. NCBI's taxonomy places the organism in Eukaryota, Metazoa, Arthropoda, Insecta, Coleoptera, Chrysomelidae. The coding region runs from base 537 to 1616 and encodes 359 amino acids. The transcript has 5 exons. The record is from RefSeq and is a predicted model, not a curated record.
UCCGGACUAGAAAACGACAAUCAAAAUUUAUUACACGUGAUAUAACAAGAGAGUUGAUAUAAAAAUGUAAAUAUAACAAAUGAAUAUGUAAAUCGCUAUUUAAAAUUUAAACCUGAAGGUUAUCUACAACAUCAGCUAAAGUUUAUGAUUUAAAAGAUUAAAAUUUAUAAACACGCAAAAACAAGAUAAAAAAUUUGCGAUUGUAGGUUAAGGCCAGAGAGUGCAGAUAAAUUUGGAAUAAAAGAUAUUGCGACUUUAACAAAUUAGCACCAUCUGUUUUUUAAAAGCAAUUAUAUAAACAUACAAGUACAAGUUCUCAGUUCUCUGACACUGUUAUUUGAAAGCUCUGAAGGUAUAGUAUUUCACAUUUUCAUGGCAAUGGUUUUUAAAUGGAACAUGCGAUACUCCAUUUAUGUAUCUUAAUUAAUAAUAACAAAGCUGACAGCAAUUUAGGAUGACAUGUUUUGUUAGCUGAACACCUCUAGUGGAUGCAGCAGUGUUUUGAUGUCCAGCAGCUGUGUUAGUUAGAUCAAACAAUGGAAAAUUAUACAUCUGACAGUAGUGAUAGUGAAAAUAGUGUUAAAGUAAUAGAUUAUGCCUAUCUACUGCUCAACCCAGACGAGACAGAAGACAAACUAGAGAAAUAUUUUGAUGAAAAGAAAUCGUUUGAAUUAGUCGAGAAGUUAAUACUACAUCACAAUCAACUUAUUACACUGCCUGACUCUGUAUAUCAGUUUUCUAAUACAAGAGUAUUGGAUAUAAGCAAUAAUGGUAUUACUACCUUGCCAGAUGUAUUCAAGUACCUUCCGUUGACCAGUUUUACUGCCAAAAAUAAUUUGCUAACCUGUAGUUCUAUACCAAAGAGUUUUGAAAAGUGCCUUUCUUUAAUUGAGCUUAAUCUGAGUGGAAACAAGCUAUGCCAUUUUCCAGAGCAAAUCCUGGAUUUCGUUGGAUUAAAAUUUUUAUAUCUAGGAGGAAAUGGAAUGGUAGAGAUAUCCAAAAAUAUUUGGAAGUUACAAAAUUUGCAGAUGGUAUCCUUUGGAGGAAAUAAGCUCACUGAAGUUCCUGCAGCCAUUGGCCUUUUGCAACACUUGCAAGCCUUAGUAUUAUGUGAUAACCAUAUCGAAUGUCUGCCAGCAAAUAUAGCCAAUUUACACAAACUGAAGACGUUACUUCUGCACAAAAACAAAUUAAGGACCCUGCCUCCAGAAAUCGUAGCGUUAAAAAAUCUUUCUGAGUUAAGUUUGCGUGAUAACCCACUAAUUAUAAGAUUCGUCAGUGAGAUGAGUCACAGUCCUUCAAGUUUGUUAGAACUGUCGGCAAGAACUAUCAAAUUAUAUAAUAUUGGAUAUGGACCCGGAGAUAUACCUGCCACACUAUUCAGCUAUAUAAACUCUGGUCAUCAUUGUGUUAAUCCCCAUUGCAAAGGUGUAUACUUUGACAACCGUGUUGAACAUAUCAAGUUUGUAGACUUUUGUGGGAAGUACAGAAUUCCAUUGCUCCAAUAUUUGUGUUCUUCCAAAUGUGCCAAUACUGCCUCCGUAAGAGAAUGGAAGGACGAAAGUAUCGAUAGACCCUCGAGAUCCUACAUGAUGAAGAAAGUCUUAUUGGGUUGACGAACCUUCACACAGAUUCUAUUGGCUUGGACCAAACACAUUUUGCAUUUAGUUCAAAAAUACAUGAACUCCGAAACACUUUAUAAGUGAAAAGAAAUAUUUGUGAUACAAGUUAUUAAAUUUUUUAACUUUUA